Messenger RNA from Bolinopsis microptera, 1475 nucleotides. Its product is annotated as alpha-taxilin-like. The transcript has 10 exons. Gene Ontology annotation, molecular function: syntaxin binding. The coding region runs from base 20 to 1336 and encodes 438 amino acids. Lineage: Eukaryota; Metazoa; Ctenophora; Tentaculata; Lobata; Bolinopsidae. The record is from RefSeq and is a predicted model, not a curated record.
UACAUUAUAGCAUUUUAUCAUGACCAUGAUGACUAAAGAAUGUGUUAAAUCAUCUGGAAAUUCUAAAACAGAUUUGGAUGCUGAAGCAAAAGCCUUGAAGAAUGUUCUGAAUACUCAUGAGACUACUGAACUAAAACUGGAAUGUCUCAUUCGGAAAUAUGUUGAACUUGCACAUCAGAACAAAAUGAUGCAAGGAAAACAUGACGAUGUGAAGAAGAAACAUGAUCAGAUUGUGGAUGAGCGGGACCACCUCCAGGCUUCCUACAACCGGGCUAACCUGGCUAAGAGCAAGCUGGAGAGCCUGUGUAGAGAGUUACAACGUCAUGUCAAGUGUCUCAAGGAGGAAUACGAUCAGCGGAAUAAGGAGGAGGACAAGAAGAGACAAGAAAUUGCCGCCAAGUUUCAGACGACGAUAAACGAUAUAAACGUGAAGAUGCAGGACAACCAGAAGUCUAACCAGACAUUGAGGGAGGAUAACAUGGAGCUAGCAAGCAAACUCAAGAGUCUCCUGGAGGAAUAUCGGACAAGAGAGGAGCACAUAGAGAAGAUUUUGAAGCAAAAAAGUCUGGAAAUACAACUGUGGGAAACAAAGUUAGCUCAACAAGCUAUGCAAGGUGCUGAGGAUAAGCAGAAAGAUCUCACAGAGAAAAGAAAUUUGCUAGAGGAGUAUGUAAAAGAGAAGAAGAAGAACGAGCUGCUGGUAGAACAAGAGCAGGAGCUGCGUAACCAACUCUCCCUGUACACUGAAAAGUUUGAGGAGUUCCAGAAAACUCUCACACGGUCUAACGAUGUCUUUGCCACCUUUAAACAAGAAAUGAACAAGAUGAGCAAGACAAUUAAAAAGUUGGAGAAGGAAAACCUAUCCUGGAAAGGUAAACACGAGCAAGUGAGCAAGAGUAUGUUCACCAUGGCUGAAGAGCUGCGAAAUAGCAAGAACAAGAACGAAACAUUAGAAAGACUGUGCCGUGCUCUGCAAGUAGAGAACCAGGUGUGCAGGAAGCAUAUUAGAAAGUGUAACGAUAUAACCAAACACCACGUACCAGAGGGAGAGGAAGAACCGGAGAUAGAUGCGGAACCGGAAAAGGACGGGGAAAAGGAGAAAGAAGAAGACCGGAAAGAAGAAGUAGACCAAAAAGAAGACCAGGAAGAGCAAAAAGAACAAGCCCCUGAAUUGCCAGUAAUAGAUGAUAAGGAAGAUGCCAAAGAGAACCAUGACGAAGACAAGGUCGAAUCAGAGGAAUGCCAAUCUGUAGCCAAGGAAGAUGUGGAAAUUGAACUAGAAACCUGUGCCAAAGUUGAGGAGGUUGUCGAGCAAGACAAAGAGAACGAGCAGUAAAGAGUUGGGGACGAUAAAAAUAAAUGGCUUUUCUCGGUGGAUAUUUAGCUGUUGAUUAUGUGGAUUUUUGAUUUUCGGUUCUUUGACUGUUUUUAACGCUUUAAUGAUCAAUCUUAUAUUCUCUAUUUUUGAUUUAAAA